Molecule: messenger RNA, 773 nt
Organism: Geodia barretti
Lineage: Eukaryota; Metazoa; Porifera; Demospongiae; Tetractinellida; Geodiidae
Source: the annotation of a GenBank genome assembly
UGGAUUGUAUGCCAAUGGAGGUUUGUGUUAACCAAAAUUAUAUGUGGUACUAAAACACAUAGUUAUUUUCAUCUAUACAGGAGAUGUGUCUAUAUCUGGUGGUGUUAUGCUGAAUGUGGACUUUGGUGAGUUCAGUCCUCAGUUUAGCCUCUCCUGUGUAUCCACUGGCGGACCUGCUACCAGAGUCACUUGGACCAGAGACUCCACCACGGUCACCCAAGGGACAACUGAGAGCCUAUUAGUCAAUGCAACCACAGCAGAAUAUAUCCAUACUCUGAAUGUGACUGGGAGAAUGGAAGGAAGGUACACAUGUACUGUGGCUAACAACAAACCAUCGAACGGAUCAGCAUGCCGUGAUUUGCCUGACCAGCCAAUAAUAGUUCUCAUGGGAAAAUCUCCCAACUCUCUUAACUUUACUUGGAAUGUUUCAAACACCAUAGAUACUAAAAACUAUACGUUUAAAUGGCAGAAGAUAGGGUGUUUAGCUGAAAAUCGAACAAACAAUGGCUCUAUUACCAGCAAUGAUACAAGUUACGUCAUAACAGGACUAGAGGAGGGCAGUAGGUACAACAUUACUGUAACUACAGGGGGACUGAGUAACACUGUAUAUGCUGUGACAACAUUGAAAGGUUAAUGCUAAAAUAUUACGUUUCCAUAAUGCUAUUACCAAAGGUGUGUGUUUAUUUCUGCAGCUCCAUCUGCAGCUCCAAAUGUGACCAAGAUUUUUGCGACUUCCUACUUCAUCACUAUCAAUUGGGAGUUCUUGGUGCCUU